Photinus pyralis (common eastern firefly) is the source of this 1845-nucleotide messenger RNA. RefSeq names its product alkylated DNA repair protein alkB homolog 8. The record is from RefSeq and is a predicted model, not a curated record. NCBI's taxonomy places the organism in Eukaryota, Metazoa, Arthropoda, Insecta, Coleoptera, Lampyridae. The coding region runs from base 28 to 1830 and encodes 600 amino acids. The transcript has 4 exons. Gene Ontology annotation, molecular function: S-adenosylmethionine-dependent methyltransferase activity; tRNA binding. Gene Ontology annotation, biological process: tRNA wobble uridine modification. Gene Ontology annotation, cellular component: nucleus; cytoplasm.
UUGUAUCGUUCCAAAUUCGGUUUAAUAAUGCAAAACGAACAUUCGCGUAAGCAGGGAAGAAAAUUAGACAGAAAAAUGAAAAAAUCACAACAUGUUGUCGAAAAACAAACUGGUAUCACAUGCACUAAUAACGUUACGAAGAACUUGGUGAUAUGUAACUCGGGACUCGUGAAUGGACUCUCUGAAGACGAAAUAUUUCAACAUUUCGGUGAAUAUGGCCCUUUGGAAAAGAUCAAGAUGAUGACGGGAAAGUCUUGCGCGUUCAUUUCAUUUAAAACGAUAGAUGGUGCUGCACGGGCAUAUGAAAGUAUUAAUGGAAAAUUAAAUCUUGCCCAAGAUGGCAAACCGUUGCUAUUAUCCUUUGUUCAAGAAUUGCCGGAAAAUUCUAAUUGUAAUAAUGAUCUUCCACCUGGACUAAUAAUCAUCGAGGACUUCGUUACAGAAAAAGAAGAGGAAUUAUUGCUGGGUUUGGCGUGCUUCGACGACCAAGACAAUAGUUCCACGCUGAAGCAUCGCCAAGUAAUGCACUACGGCUAUGAGUUCAGAUAUGACAACAACAAUGUUGAUAAAGACAAACCCUUACCGGGCGGUGUUCCUGAAAAGUGCGAUUUUUUGUGGGCUCGUUUAAAGGAACGUGGUUAUUCGGAUCACUUUCAACCCGAUCAGCUUACCAUAAAUAAGUAUCAACCUGGCCAGGGAAUUCCCCCUCACAUCGACACACACAGCGCAUUUCAAGAUCCCAUUCUAUCAUUAUCCCUCUCCUCUUCCAUCAUAAUGGAAUUCCGUCACGACAAUGGAAUGCACAUACCUAUCUUCUUAAAACGAAGAUCAUUGCUGAUCAUGUCCGGCGAGUCAAGGUACAAUUGGACCCAUGGUAUCACCCCGAGAAAAACCGAUAUAGUUUCCCUGCCAUCCGGAUUGAAAGUUCUGCAACGUGCCACCAGGGUUUCGUUUACCUUUCGAACAGUUUUAAUGGGCGAGUGUAAAUGUAGGUUCACCCAGAGAUGCGACACAUACCUGACUAGCAGUGCCAAUGAGCUCGUUAAUCGAUCAGCCUCCCAGUUAGAAAAAGCUCACGUUCACGAAAUAUACGAGAAUAUUGCGGACCAUUUUAGUGAUACACGUCACAAACCAUGGCCGAAUGUGGUCAAUUUUAUUGAUUCAUUCGAAUUAGGCUCUGUUUUGAUGGAUGCUGGAUGUGGAAAUGGAAAAUAUUUAAAGUGUAACGAGCGUAUAUUUAAGGUGGGUUUUGAUUCAAGCACAUCUCUAAUAAGUCUUUGCCAAGAAAGAGGGCUACAUGUGUUUACCAGUAAUUGUCUCAAUAUUCCGUUUAGAGAUGAAAGUGUAGAUGGAGCGAUUAGUAUUGCAGUAAUUCACCAUCUGGCAAACUCAGAAAGGAGACUGAAAGCAAUUGAAGAAUUGGUACGAGUUGUAAGAAUAAACGGAAGAAUUUUAAUAUAUGUCUGGGCUAAGGAUCAAUGCAAAGAGCAAAAAUCGAGCUAUCUUAAGCAAGAUCGGAGAAACAGGAAGGAUGACAAAAAACUGGAAGACAAAGUAGAAAAGGUUGCUGUAACUGAAGCUAACAUCACUUUACCAGUACACACGAACCGAACACAAUUUCAACAUCAAGAUGUGUUGGUGCCAUGGAAAUUGAAAGAACGAAAUACGGAAGACGACAGUCAAUCGGAAAAACUAUUUUUAAGGUUCUAUCAUGUUUUUGAUGAGGGUGAGUUAGAAGAAUUAUGUAAUAAUGUAGUUAAUGUUGAAAUUGUUAAGACAUACUAUGAUCAGGGGAAUUGGUGCAUUCUAUUAAAGAAAGUCAAAAAAUGAUUUAACAAUAAUAUA